Molecule: messenger RNA, 1056 nt
Organism: Pseudoliparis swirei
Lineage: Eukaryota; Metazoa; Chordata; Actinopteri; Perciformes; Liparidae
Exons: 4
Coding region: 1-1056 (351 amino acids)
Source: RefSeq, a predicted model, not a curated record
AUGGACAUCACCAGCUACCUGCAGCGCUUCGAGGGCAGCCUCAGCUCGUACACCGGGGACGACCCCCUGGAGCAGUUCAGUAAACCCGGCCGUGGUCACCGUGUCGGCCUACCUGGCGGAGCAGCUGCUCUGAGGGGUCGGAGCUCUGCUUCGAGGAGGCCAGAGCUCUCAGGUACUUCAGGAGGCAGGAGACGGAGCAUCCCACAGGCUAUCACCACUCUUGUCAAAUCCUAUUUCCAGGACGUCCAGCUAUGCCUCACAACUAAGGAGUACACCACAGCAUGGCAGCGUUUGGAUAUAGGGAUCAUGGCAGGAUGCACCAUCUCCCCUCUGGCCUUCACCAUGGCAAUGGAGGUCAUCAUCCGAGCCUCCCGAUGGGUGGUAGGAGGUCAGCAGCUCAAAGCUGGUCUUCGACUCCCUCCCAUCAGAGCGUACAUGGAUGACAUGACCACACUCACAACAACCAUGCCAUGCACAAGGCGACUGCUGAAAAAGCUCCAGGAGAACAUCGAGUGGGCCCGGAUGAAGAUAAAGCCAAGCAAAUCCAGGAGCAUAUCAGUCGUCAAGGGCAAGCUGUCAGAGCAGCGCUUUUUCAUUGGCGAGGAACCCAUACCAACAGUGUUGGAGAAGCCAGUGAAGAGCUUAGGGCGCUGGUACGAUGCCAACCUCAAGGACAAAGAUCAAGUGCACCAGCUUAGGCAGGACACAAUCUGCGGCCUCGAGAGUAUCGACAAGUCCCUGCUUCCUGGCAGGUUAAAGCUCUGGUGCCUUCAAUUCGGUCUUCUACCCCGGCUGAUGUGGCCUCUUACCAUCUAUGAGGUCCCUAUCUCCAAGGUUGAAAAACUGGAGAGGUUGAUCAGCUCGUUUGCCAGAAAGUGGCUGGGUCUUCCCAGGUGCUUCAGCAACAUAGGGCUGUAUGGAAGAGGCAUUCUGGAGCUGCCUGUGUCCAGUCUUACAGAGGAGUUCAAGUGCUCCAAAGUAAGGCUGGAAAUGACACUAACAGAAUCCCCCGUGAGCCUGGUGGUAACAAAUGGGGGCUCGUCCGGGAUCAUCUGA